Messenger RNA from Dicentrarchus labrax (European seabass), 2838 nucleotides. It is a transcript of the gene cldn2, whose product is annotated as claudin 2. The record is from RefSeq and is a predicted model, not a curated record. Gene Ontology annotation, cellular component: bicellular tight junction; plasma membrane. Gene Ontology annotation, biological process: cell adhesion; bicellular tight junction assembly. Gene Ontology annotation, molecular function: structural molecule activity. The transcript has 3 exons. Bases 864 to 1685 code for a protein of 273 amino acids. Lineage: Eukaryota; Metazoa; Chordata; Actinopteri; Moronidae.
CAGAAUCAGCGGCAAACAGGGUGACUGUAACUACUGACACUGAUACAGACACUCAUGGCACAUGGAAACAGUUUGGAUGACACCGCCACUGGGAGCAUGUCUCUUUAUCUGUCAUCUGGAGAUACACUGACAGGGGGUCUGCUGAACAUUUUGUCUUUUAGGACGGAGCUGCUGACGACGGUGUGCUGCCAAUUUUGGAGAAAUGACCAGUGAGACAAUGAUUAACCUGGCUGCCAACGAGGGUGUAUGUGUGUCACUGUCAGAGGUGUCAGUGUCAGUGUGUGUGUACAUGACAGGAGGUGAAAGUCUGGAUGACGGACAUAGAUAACAAAUAAAGCAGAGCAUUUGACAUAGACAGAGCCGAAGGACAGAGACAGAGAGACAAUAUGCAGGAACACAGACUGUGACAGUGUUUUUUCUCCUGCAUUAUUGCUGUUUUGAGUGGAUAGUCUUUUGUAAUAGGCAGUAAAUCAAACUCACAAGGAUUGUAUUUCAUCUUAAAAAGCAUUUGUUCUAAAAGUGUUUUCUGGCUCGCUUGGUCCAAUGCAGCCUGCAGAGUAUAAGUGCCAUUUACAAGUACAGCAGCAGCAGCAGCAGCACACAAGCUGCGACUAUGUCAAGGUCUGAGGAAGCAGUCAGAGUCUGAUAGAGCAAGAAAAAAAAACAUUUUUUUUUCUACUGGAGAAGCGGGAACAGGUUCAACAGAAAUACCAGUGGUGAAUACAAUCUGUACAGGCUGCAGGCUCUACCUCCUCAUCCUCUGCUCCAGCUGCAACUUCAGCUCCUGCAGCAAACGAACAUAAUCAAAUCCUCAACUAGUCCAGCGUCUGGCUCCAUAACCUGCGGCAGUCUCAGUUGUUGCCAUGGCAUCAGCAGCUCUGGAGCUGAUGGGCUUUUUCUUGGGCUUGCUGGGGAUGCUGGGGACCCUGGUCGCCACAGUGCUCCCGUACUGGCAGAUUUCUGCCCACAUCGGCUCCAACAUUGUCACGGCCGUGGCCAACAUGAGGGGCCUGUGGAUGGAGUGCGUCUACCAGAGCACAGGGGCCUUCCAGUGCGAGACCUACAACUCCAUGCUGGCUCUGUCCUCCGACCUGCAGGCCUCUCGUGCCCUCAUGGUCAUCUCCCUGGUGUUGUCUACCGUUGGCAUUGCUGUGGCGGUCCUGGGGAUGCAAUGCACUCUCUGCUUGGAGGGCACGGGUGCAGUUAAGAGUCGCGUGGCGGGCACUGGCGGGGGCCUGUUCCUUGCUGCAGGUUUCCUGUCACUCAUACCAGUGGCGUGGACCACACAUGAGGUGGUCCAGACUUUCUACCGACCCAACCUACCUGCCAGCAUGAAGUUUGAGCUGGGGGAGUGUUUGUAUGUCGGUCUGGCCUCUGCGCUGAUCUCCAUGCUGGGAGGGGGGAUGCUGUGCGUCUCAUGCUGCGAGGAGCAGGACGGCGGGCGUGGAAGACGCCUCGGCGGGGGGUAUCCAUAUCCAGUCGGAGGCGGCAUGCCGGGCGCAGGUGUACGGACAACCUCACAGACCUACCGCAACCCCACCCUGCAAGUGGGGGGCAUCCACGCAGCCAGCAGGGGGCAGAUGCUGGUCCGCAGCACCAGUGGCAGUUCCCAGCUGAGCACACAUGAAACGCAGGGAGCCAAGAAACCCACCGCAGCAGGAUAUGACAUCACAGGAUAUGUCUGAGGCUACUGUCACUCCAUCACACCUUUGUGUAAAAUGUGUAACUGUAGCAAACUAUUUUACAGUUUUGUCUCUGGGAAUGUUUGAUCUUUUCCUUACGACUGCACACGUUUCUAGGCGGAAGAUGUCAUACAUUUCCACUACUUUGAUAGCAACUCAUCUAUUAUGUAGAAAAGCCAUGAAAAUGAGCAGCAAACUACACACACAGAUGAGCUGAAGAUGACUUCAAAAUACCCCUUGAUCGUGUUUAUCAUUUUCAUAACACAUGGCUGGAUCUGUCUGUGAAACCAGGUGCUUUGUGUGUGGAUGCCUGGCAGUGUCUCAGUCUAGAAAUGUAUAUUCGCAACAUUUGUGAAAAAUAUAACACAUUUGAGGGUGUUCACUGCCUCACUGCCCCGUUUUAAAAUGUGUUUUUUUUUAAGCCACGCCUAAAGGUUUGGUGCCACAUGGUGCCUGUUGACAAAGUACAACAUGUUAUGAUUGGAGGUGCGCUUUCACAAAUACAUUUCCAAAGAUCCAGAUUACAUUACAGACAUUUGCGAUCAUCUUAACCUCAGCUGCCGUGUUCUUUCUCUACAUAAAGCCAAGCAGACACUCACUAUUGUAAAGAAAAUAAAAAUAAAAAGUGUAUUUUAACGGCAACGUAUGUCAAAUUGAUUGGUUGGUGGGGAAAUGCUUGGAUUCUUGGACCGUUUAAACAUUCUGACAUUCAGUUGAUUUUUGGUAACUCUUCAUUAUUUGGACAGUCCAGUGUUGAUACUCAUCUGUGAAUACUACGCAACACAUUACAGUCUCUUUAUUGACAGUUAGUUGAUACUCUAGUGGACUGCCCAACAUGAAGAGUAGCCAAAUCAAAAUUCAAUUGUCUUCCUGAUGACAAUUCAGAAAGCUGUUUUCACAUUGAUUAAUAUUGUGCCUUAUUAUUGCUAUCAUAGUGUGAAAACGUGUUGUGUGUUUGGGUUGAGCAGCGGUGGCGGUGAAACCAAUUGUGGUCUUUUUGUUUCAUUCGCCCUCGGUUGAUUGUUCACGAUGGCUGAUGUUUUCAGGGAUGUAUCUACUGAACAUAAAAAGAACCUUUUGUCAACUUGUUCAAGCCAAGCAGCAGAAACUGUUUCUAGUUUGUUCUUUAUUUGGAAAUAAAUGUUAACUUUUCUUA